AUGGAUUUGAUAAAAAAAAAACAGAAUAAAAUAUACACGAGAUUUUUCCCGAUAUGUUUAUUGUUGAUUUUUUGAUUAUUUUUAUCAAUCCAUUAAUUAAUUUCAUUCGUUUUAUUAUUCUAUAAUGAUAUUUAUUUUAUAGAAAUUAAUCUCCUAUUGUUUUGAUUCGAUGAUAACAAUAUCAUUCAUGCUUUCUAUCACUAGUCAUUAUAUAACAAGAAAUAAAAUUUAUCUCCGUUAUAUAAUCGUCCUAGAGAAAUACAUGAAGUUUUUAAAAACACAUGUAACAGAGUCAGUAACCGUGUCCAUCACACUUCAAUGAUUCUUCACACCGCAUACCUAAUAUUUUUUUAUGUUUCUUGUCACAACGACAUUAAUAAGAAUUAUCCUUCUAAAUAAUGUAAAUUAGAUAAGAUUGUUUUAUAAAGUACUCCAUACUCCGAUGAUUCAUUCGAUCAUUAUUUUCUAGUAGAUUCCAUUUGUUUUUCUUUGAUUGAUGUUAUGUGUGUUACUGAUAAGAAUUUUUUAUUUUAGAUCAGUCUUUUUUUUCUUCCUAAUACAAUCACAUUGUUUAGAACAUGUUGAUUAUAUAAUUGUUGUGAAAAAGAUUUGUUUUUUGUUUAUUAAAUUAUGAGAAUACCAUUUACUAAAAAGAAGGUUGUCGAAGGUAUGUAUUAAAAAAUAUUAUUUUUUUAUUAUUCAUUCAUAAUUAUAUUUUCAGAGGAGAGUAGAAAGAUUAAAGCCAAUGAUCCGUCACUUGACACAACACAAUAUGCGGGAAAUGAAAUUACUACAUCGAAAUACAAUAUAAUAACAUUUUUACCUAAAAAUUUAUUUGAACAAUUUCGUCGAUUAGCUAAUGCUUAUUUUCUCUUUCUUCUUUGCUUACAACUUAUUCCACAAAUUAGUUCAUUAGCUCCAAUAACUACGAUAUUACCACUUGUAUUUGUCUUAGCUUUAACAGCAAUCAAAGAUGCCAGUGAUGAUAUUGCAAGACAUCGUAGUGAUCGAGAAGUGAAUAAUCGGGAAACAAAAACGGUCGUUGGAAAAGAAUUUGUAACAAAAAAAUGGAAAGAUGUUAAAGUGGGUGACAUGAUCCAAUUAACUAAUAAUGAAUUUGUUACUGCUGAUGUUGUUAUAAUAUCAUCGAGUGAUGAAAAUGGACUUUGUUUUAUUGAAACAGCUGAAUUAGAUGGAGAAACAAAUCUUAAAGUACGACAAGCAUUGGAAGAAACAUGUAAACUUGGAGAAGAUCUUAAUGAAUUAUCAAGUUUUGAUGCUGAAAUUGAAUAUGAAGCACCAAAUAAUAAUCUCGGACGUUUUGAAGGAAAUUUAACAUGGAAAGGUAAAACAUAUCCAUUAAAAAAUGAUAAUGUUUUAUUACGUGGUACUCGUCUAAGAAAUACACAAUGGGCUUUCGGAAUUGUUUGUUAUGCUGGUUCAGAUACAAAACUAAUGAAAAAUAGUGGUAAAGCUACAUUUAAACGUACACAAAUUGAUCGUUUACUCAAUCGACUUAUUCUUGGUAUCUUCUGUUUCUUAUUGGUAAUGUGUACUAUUAUGACAAUAUGUAGUGGCCUAUGGGAAUCAUUUGUUGGUUAUGAUUUUCGUAGUUAUUUACCAUGGGAAACAUUUCUAUCACAAGAUCGACGUGUUGGUGCCGUUCAAAAAUGUUUAUUAGUAUUUUUAUCAUAUAUUAUUAUAUUAAAUACUGUCGUACCAAUAUCGCUUUAUGUCAGUGUGGAAUUUAUACGUUUAUUACAAUCGAAAUUUAUUGAUUGGGAUGUUAACAUGUAUUAUGCACCAAAUAAUGUUCCGGCACAAGCACGUACAACAACAUUAAAUGAAGAAUUAGGUCAAAUCGAAUAUAUAUUCUCGGAUAAAACAGGAACAUUAACACAGAAUAUAAUGACGUUUAAUAAAUGUUCAGUACGCGGAAAAUUAUAUGGAUAUGUAACUGAUGAAGCUGGAAAUGAAUCACAAGAAGCUGAUAAAUCAAAACAAUUAGAAUUUGAAGAAAAAGAGGAAGAUUUCGAAUGGUAUGAUCAAAAAUUAAUUGAUGCGAUUAAAAAUGGUGAUGAAGAUGUAAAUAAUUUUUUUACACUUUUGGCUCUUUGUCAUACGGUUAUGCCCGAAGAAAAAGAUGGAAAAAUAAUUUAUCAAGCUCAAUCACCUGAUGAAAAUGCGCUUGUUACAGCUGCACGAACAUUUGGUUUUGUAUUUGAUAAUCGUAAUCAAAGUAGUAUUACAGUUCGUUUACAAGAUAAAGAAGAAACUUAUGAUUUACUUAAUAUACUUGAUUUUAAUAAUGAUCGAAAACGAAUGUCGAUUAUCAUUAAAAAAGAAGGAAAAAUUGUUUUGUAUUGUAAAGGUGCUGAUUCAAAAAUUAAGGAACGUUUGGAUGCAUCAGAAAAAGAGAUAAUGGCAGAAACAGAUGAACAUUUAAAUAAAUUUGCAUCGGAUGGUUUACGUACACUUCUUUUAGCAUGGAAAGAUUUAGAUGAAGGAGAAUAUAAUAAAUGGGCUGAGUCAUUAGAUAAAGCAAAUACAAGUAUGGAAAAUCGAGAUGAAAAAGUUAGUGAAGUAUAUGAAGAAAUUGAAAAAAAUCUUAAAUUACUUGGUGCUACAGCUAUUGAAGAUAAACUUCAAGAAGGUGUACCACAAUGUAUUGAAAAUCUAGCACGUGCUGGUAUUAAAAUCUGGGUAUUAACUGGCGAUAAAGUUGAAACGGCUUAUAAUAUUGGUUUAUCAUGUCGGUUAUUAACUAAUGAUAUGGAUAUUAAUAUAAUUGAUGCUGAAGAUGAAAAAGGUGUUGCAGCAAAAUUAGAUGAAAUUCGAAAUGAAAUGAUUAAUAAAAUUGAACAAUUAUUCGGUGUUAAAAUUGAAGAUAGAAAGAAACGACUUGAUUGGAAAGAUUGGGGAAUUGAUGUAAUGAAAUUUGAUCAACAUAGAAAAAAUUCUACGAAUAAUACGAAUGGUAAUAAAGAUCAACCAACUGUUCUAAAUGGUAAUGGAUCAACAGCAACAGCAACAACUACUGAAAUGGGUUCACAAAAUAGUGAAGGUUUUGAUGGUUUUGGUUUGUUAAUAACAGGAGCAGCAUUAGUACAUGUAUUAACAGAUAAAUUAAAAAUGAAAUUUCUUGAACUUGGUACAAUGUGUAAAGCUGUUGUUUGUUGUCGUGUAACACCAUUACAAAAAGCUGAAGUUGUUGCAUUAGUUAUGGAUAAUGAAAAGAAAAUUACAUUAGCUAUCGGUGAUGGUGCUAAUGAUGUAUCAAUGAUACAAAAAGCACAUAUUGGUGUGGGAAUUAGUGGACAAGAAGGUCGACAAGCUGUUUUAGCAAGUGAUUUUAGUUUCGGACAAUUUUGUUAUCUUGAAAGACUUUUACUUGUUCAUGGACGUUGGUCAUACUUGCGAAUAUCAAAAUUUUUACGUUACUUUUUUUAUAAAAAUUUUGCAUUUACUCUCUGCCAUUUUUGGUUUGGAUUUUUUUCGGGAUUCUCAGCUCAGACUUUAUAUGAUCCAUUCUUCGUAGCAACAUAUAAUGUUUUCUUCUCAGCAUUACCUGUUCUUGCAUUGGGUGUUUUUGAUCAAGAUGUCACUGCUGCUCAAUCAAUCAAAAAACCACAUUUAUAUACUCCAGGUCAAAAUCAUGAAUUUUUCAAUAAAAAAAUCUUUGCUGAAAGUGUUAUUCAUGGAGUUUUAACGUCAUGUAUAAUCUUUUUUAUUCCAUAUUUGUCUAUAUCAAAUAGUACACGUCCUGGUGGAAUGACGCAAGCUGAUUUACAAUCAUUUGGUUUUAUUGUUGCAACAAUAAUGGUUGUUGUUGUCAAUUUAGAAAAUGCACUUGAAAUGUGGUAUUGGACUGGUUUAUAUCAUUUUGUUUUAUGGGGAACAAUAGCCGUACAUUUCCUAUUCCAUUUUGCAUUAUAUUCAACAUUUAUCUUCAAAAUUUUUAAAACAAAUUAUGAGUAUGUUGGGGUGGCACAAGCUGUUUUAACAACUGGAAAUUUUUGGUUUACAUUAGUAAUAACAUGUGCAAUAUUACUUUUACCUGUAUUUUGUCGAGAAUUUUUUCGUAUGCGAUUUAUGCCAAAUAAAACUGAUCGUGCAAGAUUAAAUCAAAAAUAUCGUAUGGAAGAAAAAGCAGCAUUUGUUGCACAUAUUAAACAAAAAAUACAUCAACCUAGAAAAGUUGCACGAUCAGGUUAUGCAUUUUCUCAACAAGAAGGUUGGGGACCAUUGAUUACAUCUGGACGAAUGAUAUCAAAAGCUCCUUCACGUGCAAGACCAUCAAAUAUUAUUAAUGCGAAUACACCCUCAACAAAUGAUUAUGGUUCAUCUCAAAAAACAAAUGUACUCGAUCCAAUUGAUGAUAAUUCAUCUAAGAACGAAAAAGAAGUCCUUGAUCCAUCAACUGCAAAAAAAACUGUCACAAUUACUGAACCACCAACAGCAUCAACGAGUGCAUCGAAAGAAACUGAUCCAUUAUUAUUAUCUAGUAAAGCCGAGCAAUAA
Molecule: messenger RNA, 4521 nt
Organism: Adineta steineri
Lineage: Eukaryota; Metazoa; Rotifera; Eurotatoria; Adinetida; Adinetidae
Source: the annotation of a GenBank genome assembly